Doryrhamphus excisus (bluestripe pipefish) is the source of this 5002-nucleotide messenger RNA. RefSeq names its product protein inhibitor of activated STAT, 2 (gene pias2). The record is from RefSeq and is a predicted model, not a curated record. Gene Ontology annotation, cellular component: chromatin. NCBI's taxonomy places the organism in Eukaryota, Metazoa, Chordata, Actinopteri, Syngnathiformes, Syngnathidae. Gene Ontology annotation, biological process: regulation of transcription by RNA polymerase II; protein sumoylation. Gene Ontology annotation, molecular function: transcription coregulator activity; zinc ion binding; SUMO ligase activity.
AAAUAACAAGUCUCGGUGGUUGUGACCUCCUUAUUGAGUCAACCUUACCGUCUGUGUCGACAAUGCGCCGUUUAUUAUCUUUUGUUGACUUGAAAAAAGGCUGCAUUCUCACAAGAAGCAUUUAAACCUUAUGUUUUGCUGCCUCAACGCUAGCAUUUGAUGGCUAGCAAGUCGUCAAGAAGAAACCCCGCUUAAAGUAACUAUUUGGAGUCAGUGGCGUAAUAUACUUGCCAGUGUUUUACUGCCGAAGCGCCUGCAAAAUCAGAAGCAGCAUGAAUAUUCCACACCCUGCAACGCCAAUUCCCCCUGUCCACCCCGAUGUGCUGAUGAAGUCUCUGCCCUUCUAUGACGUGCUGGACGUUCUCAUCAAGCCCUCCAGCCUUGGAGCAAGUACUACGCAGAGAUUCCACCAAGAAAAGUAUUUUAUCUUUGCCUUGACGCCACAGCAAGUUCGAGAAGUAUGCAUAUCCAGGGAUUUUCUUCCAGGCGGCAGAAGGGAUUAUAUGGUUCAAAUCCAAUUGAGGUUUUGCUUGUCAGAAACAAGUUGCCCUCAAGAAGACAAUUAUCCAAACGGUCUGUGUAUAAAAGUUAAUGGGAAACUUUUUCCUUUACCGGGUUUUGCACCACCCCCUAAAAAUGGUGUAGAACAGAAGAGACCAGGAAGACCGCUGAACAUUACCUCAUUGGUGCGACUGUCCUCUGCAGUGCCCAAUCAGAUUUCAGUUACAUGGGCACCUGAAAUUGGAAAGACCUACUCCAUGUCCGUGUACCUGGUGAGGCAGCUCACGUCACCACUUCUCCUGCAGAGGCUGAGGAUGAAGGGCAUCAGAAACCCAGACCACUCCAGAGCACUAAUUAAAGAGAAGCUGACUGCAGAUCCGGACAGCGAGGUUGCGACAACAAGCCUCAGAGUCUCCCUCAUGUGCCCGUUAGGCAAGAUGCGACUCACAGUUCCAUGCCGAGCAGUCACGUGUUCGCAUCUUCAGUGUUUCGACGCUGCCCUCUACCUGCAGAUGAAUGAAAAGAAACCGACCUGGAUCUGUCCUGUCUGUGACAAGAAGGCCGCGUAUGAGAGUCUCAUCAUUGACGGUUUAUUCCUGGAGAUCCUGAAUGACUGUUCUGAUGUGGAUGAAAUCAAGUUCCAAGAGGACGGUACCUGGUGUCCGAUGAGACCAAAGAAAGAGGCCGUGAAGGUCUCUUCUCAGUCGGUUACAAAAAUUGAGUCUCCUUUUCGACAGUCUUUGGUGGUUCCACAUUCUCCUGAGCCCAUCCCCGCUAAGAAGGCUGAUGUCAUCGAUUUGACUCUGGAGAGCUCCUCUUCCUCUGAUGAUGACGACGAGGAGGAGAGCACAGACCCUCCCCUGAAGAAACGCUGUGUUUACAUUUCUAAAAACGAGGACAUGCACGCCAAGGGAGUAUUGACGUAUCAGCCUUCCACCAUGCGCGUACCAACGGUUCAGGGACUGGACACUUCAUAUCUGACCCCGACACUUGCUGACUAUGCAGUCCCCUUCCACCCAUCCACCCUCGCUACCAUCCCCACAGACAUGCAGAGCCUGGAUUUAUUUUCUCUAAUUCAAGCCGACCCUCAGCAUUACAGGCCACAGAUGUUUCUGGAAAACCUGACCAGUACCAUGCAGAGCGUGUCUUCUCCCAGCACCAGCUCCACCCUGGUUUCCUCCUCCAGCAGCCGCUACGACACCAGCGCCCGCACAGCCCACCCCAUCCACGACACCACCCGCGUCGUCACGGGCGCAGCAAACGCUGACAACAGUAUAUCUGAUAUUAUUUCACUAGACUGACUUUUUACUCGACCUUUAACUCGAGGUCUGUUUUCUGUGGCCUUUUGUAGCCGAGACACAAAAACAGUACAUUUGACUUUUUCUGCCUUUUUAUAAACUUAUUUGUAAACUUUUUAAAAUCCCUGGCGGGACACACUUCCGGGCUAGCUUCCGUGCCCAGCCAGGGUUGCGACAGGAACGGCAUCUGGUGUCAAAAAUAAGCCCGAAGCCUUCAUGCUGUGAGAAGCUGAGUAUGGGGGAGGAGGGGGAAAAAAAAAUAAAUGACGCAAAUAUUUUUAAACUUCUUUUCUGUCACCUCGCCCGCCAAGGACCACAUCAACUGAGGACACAUACAUCGAUUUCAAACUAAUUUAUUUUUCCACUACAUGAUCAUGUUUUUAAUGUGUAUUUUAUGUUCAAUUUCAUUUUUCAAUAAAAAUGUUAACACUUUAAACUGUCACACUACUAGAACAGUCACACAUUCUGACAUUUUAGCUGCAAAAAGACGAAUAUAAGGCAUCAUAUCAAAUUUAAAUAUAGUAUAUCUAAAUGGGUCAACAACACUUUGAUACAAUGUAAGCUUGUAGAACUGUAACUUUACGGUCCUCUCACAAAUUGACACACAACCAUCCAUGUCUAAACGGCUUGCAACAAAAGUGAGUACAAAAUUUUGCCGCGUUCACUCGAACAUCACAGCUUGCCUCUGGAAUAUUCUUUUGGGCCUCCAUGACAUUAUGAUGGAACUGGUGCAUGUUAUUAUACACCUUGCACAACAUCUUCUUUAGCAAGGCAGUAGGUCUUUACGCUCAAAAAGGUUGGUGACCACUGUCCAAGGAGGUUUUAAGUAGAACGUCAAAAUGCAAAAAAAAAAAAAAAAAAAAAAAAUUUUUUUUUUACAGUUUAACAUAAAAGUGUACUCAUUUUUGGUCUACGUGUUUUAGAUAUUGAGUGUUGUGUGUUGAGUUAUUUUUACAUACGGUACAUUUUACACUUACCCAAGCACAACACAGACAACAUUGUAUCAAAGUGUUGUUUCUUUUGUGUUAUACCAUGAAAAGAUACUUUCGUGAAGUACGGGCAUUUUACCUGUGCAAGAGGAGACAGAAUUCGAUUCUCCGCUUGGCCAUCUCCAUUGUGUGGAGUUUGCAUGUUCUCCCCGUGCAUGCGUGGGUUUUCUCCGGGUACUCCGGUUUCCUCCCACAUUCCAAAAAAACAUGCUAGGUUAAUUAGCCACUCCAAAUUGUCCAUAGGUAUGAAUGUGAGUGUGAAUGGUUGUUUGUCUAUAUGUGCCCUGUGAUUGGCUGGACACCAGUCCAGGGUGUAGAAUAGAAGAUGGAUGGAUGGAUGGGGAGACAGGACCUCCUCAAAAGCCUGGAAAGUUUUGAUUCAAACAUUGCAGUAAAUGCAACUAGUUUUAUUCACACUGGAAAGUAGAAAGUACUUGUUUCUCUGUCUUAAGGUCCCUUAAUAUCUUUUCUGUUUUGUUCCCGAGUAAUUGUAGUAAUAGUUUAGUUUUUUUCACCCUAUGUUCAUCUCUUCUUUUAUGUUCUAUUUAAGUUUAGGAAAUACAUUCUUAUAUAUAAAGUGGUAUAAAAAAGGAAAACUUUUUCAUUGAUAAUUCUUGAUAAGUAUCCUGUAUAAAUCGCUAGUUGUUUGGAUCAGCCAUUUUAAUUAAAUAUAUCAUAUAUCAAACAAACACAGUGAUGAAGUUUAUAGGAGUUACAGAAAUUGCGCGAUAAUUAUUUAAACAAAAGUAAACAGGUGCCUAAAUUUGGGCGCCAUUGUUGGUUUAUUGAUUUGAAUACCUUUAACACUAAUUUAAGGCGGCUUCACUUCUCAGCUAUCACUGUGUUGGUCUGCUAUAUGAUAUAUUUAAGUGACAUGGCUGAUCCCAACAAGCAAUGAUUUAUAAAGGACAAUCUUGAAAAUGAUCAGGGGUGGCCAAACUUUUUCAUACCGCUGAAUAUAUAUAUAUAUUUGUCACAGUAAAUAGCAUUUUUAAUGUCCACCCAACUCAGCAUAUUUUAGCAAAACACAUUGAAUCUAUUCUAUGAAACCAGGUGAGUUACAUUUUUGCAAUGGUGGACUUGUUGAUGCAAGUGUUUUUAUACUCUCUGCACUUCUUUUUUUUUUUUUUUUUUUUUACUCUUUUUGUACAGGGAGGUAUUGGCAUUUCUCUAUCGGUUCAUACAGUCUUUCUAAAGUAUGGACAAAAAUGCAUAUAUUGUAUGAUUAUUAAAGAUAAACAGUUUAAUAUAUAAUAGUAAAUAAUAUCAAUUAUGUUAUUCAUUUAAAUCAUUUUUAAUUGUACAGUAAUGUACAGUAAUCACAUUGUGCUUUGAAUUUCACAGUUUUGUUCUAAAAUAUAUUAUAAAUCAGUCUGUUUUUUUUCUUCAAUCCAUAAAAUAUGCAUAUUUAAGCAAGUGUAUCAAUAAUAAAUUUGCCCCGAAUAAGCAUUUUCAAGCAUAGAAAUCUCUGAAUGAAAGUGAAUUCUCAAAUGUAUGAUGAUAUGUUGUAUUCCACUUAGGUCACUAGGUUUCGGUCAUGUUACUGUAACGUUGGGUUGAGACACACAAGCACCAGACUUGGUCGUCAGAAAACAACAGGCUUGUAUUUCCCAUUUGAAUGUUCUCAAAACCAGGUACGGGUCCCUGUCGCUAAGCUAAGCUCAACUUUGAACCCCAUAUGUUAUUUACCAUCUGCACUCCAUUUAGCUCACUUAGCAUUGGAACACGUUUACAGCGACACACACAAGCACCAGUCUUAAAAAUGAUGUCAUAUAUAUGUCUUAUUUUCUCUUUUUAUGUCUACUGCAUUGGGUAAUGGGAGUGUGAAGUCGACUAUAGGGGUGUUAUUUAAUCUCUAGAGGGCUCUAAUAAUGUUAAAAACAUGAUUUCUAUGCUCCAACUGUGAAAAUAUUCCAAAUCUAUAUCAGGAAUCCUAGUUGUAGAUGUAUUUUCUGCAGGAUGUUCAGACUUUAGGGAAACCUGUUUGUGUUAAUGAGAGCAAUAAUGAUUGAAAAAGUGAAAAUCAAAAAUGUAGUAAAUCCAAAUGUUGACAUUUUCUUGUUUCUGUGUCAAAAAAAUCCAAUACUGUAUUGACCCAAAUAUUAGAAAACUGGGGAAAAAAAAGGUGAAGCGAUACUACAGUAUAUAUCAGGGGUGGGCAAACUUUUUGACUCGCGGGCUGCAUUAAUUUAACAAAAUUGACGGGGGGGGAUU